AUGUCACAGUUCAUACUCUGUUUUUUCAUGCAGGGUGAAGUCAGGGUCACCCGCAUCGAUGCUGCUCACCCGCGUGCGCGGUUGGCGAAGGCCUCCGUGCAGCCAGUGCAGCCUCGGAGCCUCUCUCAGCCGGCCUCUGGGCUCCUGAUGCUCGUCGCUCGUGAUCGCCCCCCGUCUCCACGCCCCCCUUCUGCCGCUUGGGGCCUGCGCGCGCGCACAUCUUUUGAUAUGAACGGCCACAUCCUGCGUCAGCUCCUCCGGCGUCGAAGCGGUGAGGUCCGCGACGCUUUUUCGCCCGAGCGCUGCGAGCGCACGGCAUGCCUGGCCCUUUUUAAGACAAUUCUGCUGCUGUGCCAGAGGCCGUGA
Molecule: messenger RNA, 366 nt
Organism: Prorocentrum cordatum
Lineage: Eukaryota; Dinophyceae; Prorocentrales; Prorocentraceae
Source: the annotation of a GenBank genome assembly